GUUCUCGUGUUCUGUCUCUAUCCAUUUGUUUACUCCCGAUCCCCAUCAGCCAUGGCGAUAAAGUGAGGGUUCCAGGCGGCCGCCGCUUCAGGGAGGGCUCGCGGCGGAGACAGGCUCGGCGCUCGCGCGGUCGGCAGGAGCUCGCAGCGGGCAAGGGCUGGCUCUCGGGCAGGAGGUGCUCGCAGCACGGUGCUGGCAGGGGUGGCUCGUGGCGCAGGCAAGGAGAAGCUCACGACAGGGGCGGCUAAGACUUCGGUGCGGGCACAGUUGCAGGUUGCAGCAGCCACUCGUUGAAGAUGUUUCCCUCUGACGUCGAGAUUAACUCUGAUGUCACAUAUACAGUAUGUGUUCAGUUUGGUCAAUUCAUUGCUAAAUUUGAUGACGGUAGUUGUGUUCUUGUGCCACACAAAUACGAUGAAUGGGUUGUGGAUUAUCAGCGAUGCUCACUAGCAAGCUUGCAAAAGGACUUUGCUGCCAGGGUGAACUGGGGCAGCAACCAAGAGGUAGAGGUGUCAGUAUUUGACAAGAGCAUCAAUCUAGAAACAAGGCUGGAGAAUGAUUCCGUAUUGCGUGCAUUUUUCGACAGGUGUGUUGAUAGGAGGUUGUACUUGUUUGCUGAUGUGGUAGAUAAAUCGGCUCAGGUGAUUAGUAAUUCUGGUCUCACAGUUGUUAGUCACAGUGGUGUGGAAAGUGCAGCAUAUGCAUGUUCAAAUAGUCAACUAGAAAGCGCAUCUAAUGUGAUAUCUCCAAAUGUUGAUGUACCUUUUGUUGAUUGGGAUGCUCUUGAGAUUGUUCCUAUUACAGAAGAGCUGGUUGGUUCUAUAGUUCCCGUUGUUGAUGAAGACAAUUUUUAUGAACACAUUGGUCUUCGAGCCGAGGAUGAGAGAGUAGAGAAAGGCAAAGAUAGACUACCAGAUGAAGUUGCAUGUGAAGGUGCACUUGAUGUUGAAGGUGCAGCCAUACCUUGUACUGAUACAAUACCGGGUGAGGAUGCUAUCUUUUAUGAUAAGGAGGACCCUCCAAUGACUGUUGGCAGCACAUAUGCAAGCAUGAAUGAGUUCAGAUCAGCAGUAAGACAACAUGCUAUAAAGGGUCAGUUUGAGGUGUGGACAAGGAAAUCUGAUACAUGUAGGUUUAGGGGUUAUUGCAUAGCUAAGGGUUGCCCAUGGUUUAUUGUGGCAAGAUUAAUGCAUGAUGAGAAGUCUGUUAGGGUUACUAUGAACAAUUUUGAUCACUUAUGUGCUUCUACCGGUAGAGUGAAGACCAGAAUGACAACAUACCGUUGGAUAGCAGAGAAGUCAAUCCCAUUUUUGAAGAAGGAUCCAAAUAUGGGCGCAAAAAAGUUACAAGAGGAGCUAGAGGAUAAAUAUAAUGUGAAGCUAGGAUACUCAACAGUGUGGGCUGGUAGACAGAAGGCGGUGGAACAAAUAUUUGGAACAUGGGAAGAAAGUUUUGCAGAUUUGUAUAGGUUCAAGGCAGAGAUUGACGCAAAAAUGCCUGGAAGUGUUGUCGAUUUAGAGGUGCAGGAGGAAGAGGAUGGUGUGUAUUUUCGCAGAUUCUUUUGUUGUUUCAAACCAAGCAUUGAUGGUUUUCUGAACGGUUGCAGACCGUUUUUGAGCGUAGACUCCACAGCGCUCAAUGGCAGAUGGAAUGGGCAGUUUUCUGAAAAGGAAGAGUCACGCCAAACAAGGGCGACCAUUAGGAUCAGCAAGUACUUGCACGCCCAAAAGGCAAAAAGUUGUGCAAAACGAGUCAACUAAUAUUAGUCCGGGGCCUGUUACAAGAAGCCAAUCGGCGUUAUCAACGAUUGGUGAAGGCUCAAGCCAGGAAAUGGCCACACCCAAAAGGCAACAAGUUGUGACAAAUCAAUCAACUAAUAUUAGUCCUGUCCCUGUCACAAGGAGGCAAUUGGCAUUAUCAAUGCUCGAUGAAAGCACAAGUCAGGAAUUGGCCACACCUUCGAGGGCAACCAAAUCCCCUUCCAAGCCUACAUCAAGGAUUGCAAGGAAGAUCACUCCAAGAAAAUUCAAAAAGUGAAUGUUUUUGUGUCUACAAAACUAUGAUAUUGGAUGCUUUUGUAAUCUUAAUUAAUUAGAACGGAGGCAUUUGGAUGAUAUUUUGGCAUAUGUAUGGAUUGUUGACAUUAAACUUGUUAUUGUGCUUGCUGUUAUGCUUCUGUAUGGGAUUAUUGACAUUUGGAUGACAUUUGGGCUUAAUAUUUAAAUCAAACUUGCUAUUAUGCUUGAA
Zea mays is the source of this 2247-nucleotide messenger RNA. RefSeq lists its product as uncharacterized. The transcript is spliced from 6 exons. The record is from RefSeq and is a predicted model, not a curated record. Bases 297 to 1760 code for a protein of 487 amino acids. Lineage: Eukaryota; Viridiplantae; Streptophyta; Magnoliopsida; Poales; Poaceae.